AUGAUACCCGGUGGCAAUGGCCGCCUUCCGCGGUUUCCACUCCUAAUCCUAGGAGCGAUGUCCCGCGGUGGUGCGCCCCAUGCCUCCCGAUGUUCCAUUGCAGCACGGUUUAGUCGAGGCCCCGCGGUAUGCAAGUCAAAUUUGCCUUUUGGCUCAAGGAGCAUAUCCUCAACUUCGUCGCCUUCUCCAAUACGUGGCGCUGCCGCAGAAGUCGCGAAGCCUCCUGGUGGAAAAGUGAAGAGAUAUUUUCUCGGAACAUCAAUCGUUUUUCUCCUCUGGGCUGGAUAUAUAUAUGGGACUGACACCCGGGCGAAUGCCCAUCGGUGGAUUGUUCCGCGCCUCAUUAGGUGGUAUUAUCCAGAUGCGGAAGAUGCUCAUCAUGCUGGAGUGGAGUGGAUGAAAUUUCUCUAUCGGUUUGGCCUCCAUCCUCGAGAAAGGGGAAAUCCAGAUGGGGACGGUAAACUUGUUACUGAGGUAUUUGGCUAUACCCUUUGCAACCCGAUUGGGAUAUCUGGUGGCCUUGAUAAGGACGCAGAUAUCCCGUCAGCCCUGUUUGAACUGGGACCUGCUAUCGUUGAGGUUGGAGGAACUACACCUCGUCCUCAGGAAGGAAACCUUAGAAGUCGAGUGUUUCGCAUCGUGUCACAGAAUGCUUUGAUAAAUCGUUAUGGGCUUAACUCCAAAGGAGCAGAUCAUAUGGCUGCGGUUCUCAAGCAGCGAGUUCGUGAGUUCGCCUACUCUCACGGAUUUGGUUCGAGUGAAUUUGGAGAACAGUGGGUGCUAGAUGGGGGAGCGGGUGUCCCACCCGGCAGUCUUAUCGAAGGUAAACUUCUCGCUGUCCAGAUUGCAAAAAAUAAAGACACGCCGGAGACGGACAUCGAAGCCGUCAAUAAGGAUUACGUUUACUGCGUGGACCUGCUGGGGAAAUAUGCGGAUAUCCUUGUUGUGAACGUGUCCAGCCCAAACACCCCUGGCCUUCGAACGCUUCAGGAGUCAGGGCCGCUUACCACGCUUCUAACGGGUGUAGUCAAUGCUGCGAAACACACGAGCAGGAAGACAAAACCCUACGUGAUGGUUAAAGUAAGCCCAGAUGAAGAUACCGAUGAGCAGAUCUCUGGGAUCUGCGAGGCCGUCCGCGCAUCUGGCGUGGACGGAGUUAUCGUGGGAAACACAACUAAAACGAGGCCCGAAGCAUUACCCAGAGGCUACAAGCUCUCAGCCCGCGAGGAAGAGACGCUAAAAGAGACGGGAGGAUUUUCGGGUCCACAUUUGUUCAACAAAACCGUUUCCCUCGUCACCAGAUAUCGGGCGCAACUUGACAAAAUGGUCGUAUCUGACGACACUGGUGACAGCACAUCACCGUCUGAAACCGACACCACGACAUCACAAAUGAAAUCCCACAUGGUCCCAAAAGUGAUUUUUGCAUCUGGCGGAAUUAUGAAUGGAGAACAGGCUGCGAAAACUCUGAAAGCUGGGGCUGACUUAGCGAUGCUCUACACGGGGUUGGUCUACGGGGGCAGCGGAACAAUUACUAGAAUAAAAGCAGAAAUGCGAGAAAUUGCGGACGGGGUAGAGAAGUAA
Histoplasma mississippiense is the source of this 1581-nucleotide messenger RNA. RefSeq lists its product as hypothetical. Gene Ontology annotation, molecular function: dihydroorotate dehydrogenase activity. Gene Ontology annotation, biological process: pyrimidine ribonucleotide biosynthetic process; 'de novo' pyrimidine nucleobase biosynthetic process. NCBI's taxonomy places the organism in Eukaryota, Fungi, Ascomycota, Eurotiomycetes, Onygenales, Ajellomycetaceae. Gene Ontology annotation, cellular component: mitochondrial inner membrane; cytoplasm. The record is from RefSeq and is a predicted model, not a curated record. The transcript is spliced from 2 exons. The coding region runs from base 1 to 1581 and encodes 526 amino acids.